UAUAGUUUAGUUGACGUGCAACUGUUGUCGUGUCCGGGUGUGUGCGUGUGUGACCCUGUGUUCCUGGAAUAUAUAUGGCGUUAAACUUUUUCUACUUCGAUUGGCUACGAUCCACCGUCCUUCGGAAUAUUCUUACGAAUCUCAUGUGAUGUCUUGAAUUGGAAGUGUGAAUUUGAGUUGUACUUUUGCACUGGAAAUGAGUCUACGAGGGAAACAAAAUUACAAAAAGUUAUAGCCUACUUUUGCUUGUCUUUGUGACUUGUCAUGGCAAGGAUUAUCAGUGGGAAAUAUCUUGGACGUCUGGAAACUUUUCAUUUGUUUCGCUUCACGUGAGGAAAACGGCGAAAAUUCCAAAUUUCAACAGAAAGAUGGGGUGGGGGGUUCUGGAGGCGGUCCAGGAAGAAGAGGUGUGCAGCCUGGAGGAGGCCCGGAGGGCCCUCACGGAGCUGAGGGAGAGGAACAAGACGCAGUCGCAUCUUUUGGUCGCCUGGAAAAGAAGACUCAAGCAACAAAACAUGAUGCUGGCCCAUCUGCAGCGUGAACGUGAUGAUCACCUAAGAAAAAUCCAGUCCCAGUUGAUGCUUUUUGAGUCUCAGUUACGUCGUCGCCAGAAGGAAGUAGCAGCCAUUUUGCAGGAAAAGGACUCUACCAUACGACAACAGCAACAAAUCAUUUUGUCUCUUUCAAGAGCCCUCAAUGCAAGCCAAAAAGCACGUACGAUUUCCGAGUCUGACAUGAAAGACAAACGGCAGCCCUGUGACACAACAAAUGAAACCAAAAAUACCUGUGAAAAGGAUAGAAAUGAAGACAACCAGAGAGGAGACGAAAAGACUUCGAUCACAUCACUAACAAAGGGUGACCAAGAAAAUCUUAAUGAUAGUGAUAGUGCUAUCAUGCUUGAGGAGAACUUGGAUUCCCUUAUUCUUAUUCCCCUGGGCAAGGGAGAGGUGAAAGUUGUGAGAAGUGUGUCAGAUGCUGUGGAAGUUGCUAAUAGGUCGUCAAGUGUUGCAUCCCCUACAGUUCCUGCAGCUUCAUCGUUAACAUCACCCCAAAGUACAGACAGUUCGCUCUUGAAACCUGGUUUUUCGUCCAGUACAGGUGGUGGUUCACUGUCAACCUCCCCAUCCUGUUCAAGCGAAGAGAGUGACGAUAGCCCUGUGUGCACAUUGACUAAAGGUCGAAUGGAGCUAUUACGAACGGUUUACAGUUUAGACGAAGAGGAAAUUUCUCACGCGAGGCAGGAUCAAGACCUCCUAGAGGACAACCCUCUUACUCCUUUGAGUGAACCUGUUACACCUUCGUUACACUCUAUUCUCAAGUCUACGUCACAUUAUGAUUCGGAUGCAACUCUCAGUGAUGGGGACAGCGAUGAUGAUGAUGAGGAAGAUAGCUCUAGCCAUCACGACGAUUCUUGUAGUGACAGGAGGCGGCUGCUGGGGUCAUACGAAAAGUUAAAUACUCUUGUAGCUCCUGUGAAACCAAAGCCUGAAGAUGAAAUCCAAGUCACCUACAAUAGAGUUAUGAGUAAUCAUAGGUCUGUCACAAAACCCAAAGAUGUGAAAUACAGAAGAAUCAACAAAGCAAAGUCGAGAUCGCUUGAAGAGCUUAGAGGAAAGCUCAAGUACUGGACAGAUCGAGGGGGCAAACAGUCGUUAUCUGUAGAUUUAGAUAACCAUUCCUUUGCCUAACACUUACAAAGAAAGGAGUGCAAGUGUAGAUGAAAGUAAAGUUUCUUUGUUUGAUGGUCAGAUAGAAAAGAAACCUUGAAAAGACAGUUGAAAUCUUAGAAUAUGAGUGUUUGUUCUAGAGACAAUUUAUAGCAGUCAGGGCAUUUGGUUUUGUCAUGAUAUUGUGUGGAAGAGCUUAUCUGAAUUUUAUUUCACUGAAGAAAACUGCUUUAAGAGUAUAGAAAAUACUGAAGCUACCAAAGCGGCCUAAAAAUCAAGAUUCCAUUAUCUCUCUCCCUUACAUAUCAGAAAUUAUUUUUGAUUAAAAAAGAUGGCAUACAUCAAAGCUGACUAACUCAGAAUGUUUGGACAUUGAGAAUGAAAUGUAGUUAAUCCCCUUGGAUGCUGAUUUAGGCAUGAUUUUUUUUUUUUUUUUUUGUUCCAUUCAACAUUACAAAUUAAGUUUUCUUUCCCUCUUGUCUGAAGAAGAAAAGACCAUGAAAGAGGAAGCUUUGAAGUGAGCCAGUGCUGAAUCAAGGCCUUUAAAGUCCUACUCUGUUUCAUUCAUUGAGAGAUUGUCAUUGAAAUACAUUUGUCUUAAAUACAAUAACUGGCAAAAAGAUACCAGUGGGAUAUUAUAGUGAAUAACAGUGAAUUGUUUGUUAGAAAUAGCUCUUGAAUACAUGGAAUACUGAAAUAGUUACCAGUAAUAUCCAAACCAACUUGAGUGAAUAUCAAGGAAGUAGAGGAUUCCAAAUCUUGUCCUGUAGGACUAGAUAAUGAGGCCAUUCAUUAAAAACUGCUUUUAGUAAACAGUGCAAAAUCGAAGACCUUUUUUGAGUAAUGAAGAAAUAACUUAUGAACAGAGACAGCUGACAGGGUGCGAAUCCUCUCUGAUCCAUUUGCCAAUACUAGUCUUACUUAUUAGUUUAGUCAGAUUUUUAAACUCUAUUUAUAGACAAAAAGGUCUCUAACUAGGUUUUGAAUCUGUAAAAUUCCAUUGGUUAUAUAUAGAUGUUAGUCUUUUAAUGUUAUAUUGUUCUCAUUCUUUAUUCAUUUGUCAUUUUUCCCACCGUUCCCUGGCAUAGUGUAUUCGACCCCAGAUAUGUAUCCUCUUACUUGGUGUCUAUGUGUAAUUGUUCUAUCUGAACUAUAUUUCCUUAAAAACACAAGAGCUACUUUUGCAUUCAAACUAGAAUGGUUUUCAGUUGUUUAUUUCAUUUAGAUAUUAUAUAAAUUAAUUCAAUCAGGCACAGACAAAACAUUUCAGGUAUUGCAUGACAACCUCCUGUUGCAUGAAAAACCAAAUUACUAGCCAGUCUAAAGUAUGUGAAAGUUUAAGGAAUUAUGCAUAUUUUGCAAAUUGCAAGUUUUUACUCUACGUACUACCAAGGGAUCAAGAUCAACACUGCUAUGUCUGUUUUCUUUAAGGAUACUUUAUUCACUCAGAUUUUACACCAACUCCUCUGUAUAACCUCCAUAGAUUCUUGACCAGCUUGCUUCUCCUCAAAUUAGUAAUGCUUCCCCUUAUAAAUAUGAAUCAUGCUUUUUACAAGAUGCCAAGCUAUAGCAGGUGCAUUUUUCUGGUGGACGAAAACAGAUUUUUCACCCUUUCUCCUUUGGUUGUAUGAGCUACAGAAGGCAAGUGCUUGAUAGUUCUCUCUUCUGUAGUGGUAAGGUUUUCCAUACAAAUACAUUUAUAUAUAUAUUUCACCCACUUCUCAUAACUUUUUCUCUUUGGUGAGGUUAUUAAAGCUUUAAUAAAUUCCUAUUCAUAAAACAUAGUCUUGAAAUGUUCCUGCGCCUCAUUACACUUGUGUAUGUAAUGUAUAUACAGUAUUUGACUGAUGUGAUAUGUAAUAUAAUUCUAAAUAAGAUUUUUUAUUAAAAUU
Macrobrachium nipponense is the source of this 3559-nucleotide messenger RNA. RefSeq lists its product as uncharacterized. The coding region runs from base 369 to 1688 and encodes 439 amino acids. The transcript has 3 exons. The record is from RefSeq and is a predicted model, not a curated record. Lineage: Eukaryota; Metazoa; Arthropoda; Malacostraca; Decapoda; Palaemonidae.